Molecule: messenger RNA, 949 nt
Organism: Drosophila navojoa
Lineage: Eukaryota; Metazoa; Arthropoda; Insecta; Diptera; Drosophilidae
Gene: Alr
Product: Evr1_Alr domain-containing protein Alr
Cellular component (GO): mitochondrion
Molecular function (GO): flavin-dependent sulfhydryl oxidase activity; flavin adenine dinucleotide binding
Source: RefSeq, a predicted model, not a curated record
AUUAACAGAAUAAAGAACGUCUCAAAUUUGCGUUGACGGUAAGCAGCUGACUGCCCAUGUGGAAAGAAUUCAUUCGACGUCACAGCUAUCAAAGUAAGGUAGCUCCUAAUCGCGAGGGCGCCCGAUUGAUUAUACGCCGUCUACAAAAAACUGUUUUGCGAAUUUUGCGUGAUCCCGAUUUCAGGAUGUCAAAAUCAUCAUUUCAGCAGAAGCCAGCGGAACCAGAACCACCGGUAGAUGGUGCGCAAUAUAACGUGCAUCGAAAUGGAAAACCGGAUACCAAUUGUCGCACAUGCAACGAUUUCAAGUCAUGGUCCAAACAGCAGCGCCUUAUAUCAAAUACGCAAGCAGCUAAGGAAAAGCAUAUAGCCGCAAGCGAAAAGCUAACCGUAAAUGCAGCCGGCGUCGCCGCACCCCGAGAAGAUUGCCCCUUGGACAAGGUACGUCUUGGCAUAUCUACUUGGGGCCUACUGCAUACCAUGGCUGCUUUUUAUUCCGAUAAUCCCACGGACACAGAAAAACGAGAUAUGCGUACGUUUUUCGAAGUACUCUCGCGUUUAUACCCAUGCGAGUAUUGUGCCAAAGAUUUUCGCUCAGACAUUGAAGUGAAUCCAGUAAAUGUUAAUUCACAAAAGGAUUUGGCAAUGUGGUUGUGCAAGUUUCAUAAUCGAGUUAACGACAAGCUUGGUAAACCACUCUUCGAUUGUAGCAAAGUGAAUGAGAGGUGGCGUGACGGCUGGUUAGAUGGUUCCUGUGAUUAGGCUUAAAAUAAUAAGCUGCAAACAUAAAUACGAACGCUUAUAUAUAAGUAUAUAUAUAUGUAUAUAUAUAUACAUAUACAUGCGUCCCAUAUUCACACACACUACAGCAGAUAGUCAGACGCACAAUGCAACUCUAGCUGAUCGGUCAGAUACCAACCUAACCAAUUCCAACAGUCAAAUCGGUCUGG